Messenger RNA from Funneliformis caledonium, 2889 nucleotides. NCBI's taxonomy places the organism in Eukaryota, Fungi, Glomeromycota, Glomeromycetes, Glomerales, Glomeraceae. The record is from the annotation of a GenBank genome assembly.
AUGUUUUCGCAAACUUAUUUAAGAUCACUUGGUAACAUUUGGUUCAUAAAACGUGGAAUAAUUCCAUCAUCUUUGAUAUCAAAUGUUGCCAUUUUUCGAAGAAAGACAAAAUUAUUACAUAACACAACAAAAUUAUUGAAGGAUGAACCUGAUGAUCGGCUCAUAAUCGAUCCUGAUUCUGAUGUAUCUCCAAGACAAUGUCAAAUAGCAAGGGCAUACAUGAAAGUUAAUAAAUUAAAUCAAAAUAAGUGGGAAAAACCGAAAUCACUAUUCGCAAAACGAUCUAACGUUGAUUAUUCAAAAAGGAAUAGUGAGGAUUUGUUAUUAUUUUCAAACAAUGAAAAAGAUAACUUACUUGGCACAAAAUGUGAUAAAUCAAAUAACCUUAGCCAAAGUGAAACUUCUAAUGGUAUGCCAAAAAGAAAUUGGUCACGAUAUAAAUCUAAAAAUUUGGGGGAUAAACCUUUUAUAAACAAUUUAUCAAGGACGGAUCAUUUUAAUAAUGGUCCUGAAGAUUUUAGGGAAAGAUCGCAAAAAUCAGAAGCAUUUAAUGCAGGUUUUAGAAACAAUAUGUCCGGUUCAACUGAUCCUAGAAUUAUGGAGAAUUCUUCGGGAUUGCAGUAUUUUAGUAAAAAUAUAGACAAAUAUCCUUUUGGGAAGAAAAGGAUGAGACCACCGAUUGUUCGACAUCAAAAAGAAAUUGAUCAUAAGCUAGAAAGCAAAGUUGAUUUUGUUUCCGCUUUAACUGAAUUAAAAGCGAUUCAGGAAAUCAACGUUGAAAACGAUGAUCACUCAUCUGCACUUCGUACCCGUCAAAAGUUCGCUUCUAAAAAAGAUAAAGUUUUAGAGAAGCCAGAGCAUCGUAAACCAAAAUCUUUGAAAAAAGGACGCGAACUUUGGGAUGAGGAAGAUGGAUAUUUUGAUGUAAAUUAUGAAGUUGAUGGUCCAAAGAAAAAAAGUCAAGUUCAAGAAAUUGAACCAAAGUUACAAAGGGAAGUAUUUAUUCCCGAAGCCAUUAGCAUCGCUAACUUGGCUAAAAUGAUUGGCGUACGUUUAGCGACUUUUGAACAAAAGCUACAGAAUCUUGGAAUCGAAUACGUUUCGCAUGAUCAUUUGUUGAAUGCUGAAGAAGCAUCAUUGAUCGCUAUGGAAUAUGAUUUAAAUCCUGUGGUCAAUUCUGAAGCCGCAAUUGAUCUAUAUCCAAAGCCGAAACCAGCCGAUAUGUCCAAGUUCCCACUUCGUCCUCCAAUAGUUGCGAUUUUAGGUCAUGUAGAUCACGGUAAAACAACAUUAUUAGACACUUUGCGAAAAUCUUCCAUAGCCGCUGGAGAGGCAGGUGGAAUUACUCAACAUAUUGGUGCCUUUUCCGUUUCGCUGCCUUCGGAAAAAACGAUUACGUUUCUUGACACUCCUGGCCACGCUGCAUUCUCCGCAAUGCGUGCCCGCGGCGCUUUUGUAACUGACAUAGUAGUUUUGGUUGUGGCAGCUGAUGACGGUGUCAUGCCCCAAACUCUUGAAGCUAUUAAACAUGCAAAGGAUGCUGGAGUGCCAAUGGUUGUGGCUAUCAACAAAAUAGAUCGACAUAAUGCAAACCCGCAAAAGGUUCGUGAAGCCCUUUUAUCCAAUGGAGUAGAAUUAGAGGAAUACGACGGAGAAACUCAAUCAGUUGAAGUAUCGGCCUUAACUGGACAAGGAUUGGAUAGACUAGAAGAAGCAAUUAUAACGCUUUCUGAAUUGUCUGAAUUUCGUGCUGAAGUUGAUAUUGAGACUGAAGGUGCUAUCAUUGAGUCACAAGUAGAGAAAGGAAAAGGAAACGUUGCAACAGUCUUGGUAAAACGUGGAACUUUGAAGCAAGGAGACAUUAUAGUGGCAGGCACUACUUGGUGUAGAGUUCGUGUGAUGACCGACGAGAAAGGCCAAAUAAUUAAAAAUGCUUUACCCGGUACUCCUAUUAAAGUAACGGGAUGGAAAGAAUUACCAGUUGCUGGAGACGAGGUGCUCCAAGCCAAAGAUGAGGAACUCGCCAAAACUGUUGUAGCGAAUAGAGCAUUGAAUAGGUCACGAGAUCAACAACUCAAGGAUUUAGAAGUAAUUAAUGAAAAGCGAAGGCAACGAAAGCAAGAGCUUGAGACCGAAAGAGCAAAUGCGAGGAAUUUCAAAAAAGAAGUAUGGAUGUUCCAUCAAGGUUUACUUAAGGAAUAUCCAACGGCGGUUCCGCUUCAACCAAGUAUAAAGGAAGAAAAACCUUUAGUGGAUACCAACAAGAAAGGACUUAACGUUGUUGUCAAAGCUGAUGUGAGUGGUACGGCUGAAGCUGUUGUAGAUGCAUUGUAUGGUUUAGGAAAUAAUGAAGUAUGUGUCAAAAUAAUUGAUUUUGGAGUUGGAGAUGUAACAGAAUCAGACAUUCAAAUGGCAAACGUAGCUAAAGCGAUAAUAUUAGGUUUUAACGUUAAAGCUUGCAAAAAAGUACAAUCACAGGCGAGGAUAGAUAAUGUGGACAUGAAGUUUUAUAAAGUUAUUUAUCAUCUUUUGGAUGAAGUUAAAGAACAAUUGGGCAAAUUGUUGCCACCUAUUUUAGAAACGCAUGUCACAGGGGAGGCUAAGGUAUUACAGAUUUUCCAAAUUAAUGUCAAAAGCAAAGAAUUCAAGCCAGUCGCUGGUUGCCGUAUAACCAACGGAACAGUAUUUAAGAAUCAAAAAGUCAGAAUCCUUAGAGAUAAUAAUCAAAUAUGGGAAGGUUCUUUGGAAACUUUAAAACAAAUGAAAAAGGAAGUUAAUGAAAUAAAGAAAGGGUUGGAAUGCGGGAUGUCAUUUGAAGGGUUCAAUGGCUUUAAAGAAGGAGAUUCUAUUCAAAGUAUAGUCGUUAAAGAGGUACCUCGUAGUUUGUAA